AUGUCCCAUUCAAGAAAUUUCAUUCCAAAUAUAACCAACUCUUGGCAAGAAGAGAACUUUAAUUUGCUAUAAAUCUUCCCAUCAAGAAACCAGUCUCCAUUACUCCAUUUCUCAUGGACUAACCUACACCCAUUCUCACCUUAAUCUUCAUCUCUCACACUCUACAUAUCCAUCUGUAAGUAACCAAACUGAACUCACAUGGAGGCUGAAGAAACAGGCCAGGAACUGAUGAAAGAAGGCAUCAGUUGCGGCAGCACAGAAGACUCCAAAACCGGUGGCCCCGAAUUACUCGAGGCCGAAAUCGAAGGAGAAGAAGAAGAAGAAGAUGAUGGGAAAGGAGAAAAGGGCAACAAUGGAAGCAGUAGCAGCAAUAACAGCACAAUUGAAGAGAAUAAUGGGAAGAAAUUAGGAAAUUCCGGUUCAGUACGGCAGUAUGUCCGGUCCAAAACUCCCCGGCUCCGGUGGACUCCCGACCUCCAUCUUUGCUUUAUUCAUGCAGUUGAAAGACUGGGAGGACAAGACAGAGCAACCCCCAAGUUAGUUCUUCAGUUGAUGAACAUCAAAGGCCUCAGCAUAGCUCAUGUCAAGAGCCACCUCCAAAUGUAUAGAAGCAAGAAGGCAGAUGAGCCAAAUCCAGUUACCCCUAACGGAAGGCUGCUUCUUGGAAAUGGAGAUUCACAUAUCUUUAACUUCAGCCAGCUGCAAAGGCUACAGGGAUUUAAUCCGACACCUGUUACGACGAGUUUAAGAUUUGAAGAUUCUUCAUGGAGUCGUCAUCAUCAACCUUAUUCAUCUGCGUACAAUCCUUACCUCAAUGGCGGCGCCGCUACUUCCAGUAUAAUGAUCCGACAUGGAUUCGGAGGGAAUUACGUUAACGGCGGCCGUUCGGAGUUUCCGAUGAUGUCGAGACAAUGUUCCGACAACGUGAGAGCGCAGCCGCCGCAGUUGUUUCCGAAUCAAAGAUUCCCGGCGACUGUUCAAAACGAAGAAGGGACGGCGGCGGCGGCGGUUUCCGGCGCCGUGAAAAGGAAGAUGCCGGAUUCCGACGUGAAUCUUGAUCUGAACUUAUCGUUAAAGACUAGGGACGGCGGCGGGAAUAAUGAGAAGAGGGCGAAGGAUGACGACAAGUACGAGGAUAGUACUAAUCUGUCGCUCUCCUUGUUCCCCUCCUCGCCUCAUCCUGGGAGAAAUAAUGACGAUCAAACAACAGCAAAGAACACUACUCUAGAUCUGACUUUAUGAUUAAAAAAAAAAACCAUCAAAGUGAGAUUUUGUAGUAGUGGUUCUCGAUUUCUGGGAUCGAAAUGAGGAAUCUCAUCAAUGCACAGUAGAUGACAGAUCUUUGUCCCAUAUUAAGCUAUACCUGUAGUUUGUACAAAACCAGUGAAUAUAAUAACUUCACUUAUAUAUAUUGUAUUCUU
Molecule: messenger RNA, 1421 nt
Organism: Ipomoea nil (Japanese morning glory)
Lineage: Eukaryota; Viridiplantae; Streptophyta; Magnoliopsida; Solanales; Convolvulaceae
Product: two-component response regulator ARR18-like
Exons: 5
Coding region: 199-1242 (347 amino acids)
Molecular function (GO): DNA-binding transcription factor activity; DNA binding
Source: RefSeq, a predicted model, not a curated record